AGCUGGAAGGAGUCAGCUGGUUGGUGGGCUGCCAUGGCUCUCAGCACGGCUCCAUCCUGGGGGACGAAAUGGGUCUUGGGAAGACGUGCCAGGCUAUUUCUCUGCUUGUCGUCUUAAGCAGGAAGCUUAAAAAGAGGCCCUUUUUGAUCCUUUGCCCUCUUUCUGUGCUAAACAACUGGAAGGAAGAAUUGGAAAAAUUUUCUCCCAGCCUUUCCUUCGUGGCAUACGCAGGGGAUAAGGAAGAACGGGCACAGCUCCAAGAGGACCUGAGGGCCAGGGACCGUUUCCACGUUCUCCUGACUACUUAUGAGCUGUGCCUCAGAGAUGCCACGUUCCUGAAAAGUUUUAACUGGGCGUGCCUCGUGGUGGACGAAGCCCACCGGCUGAAGAAUCAGGAAUCGUUGCUUCACAGAACGCUUUCUAAGUUUUCGGUGGACUUCAGGCUCCUGCUGACGGGGACUCCGAUUCAGAACAGCCUCCAGGAGUUAUACGCCCUGCUGACUUUUAUUGAACCGGACGUAUUCCCCGAAGCGCAAGCGGAGGAAUUUGUGGGCUGUUACCACGGAAUCAAAAAGGAGAGCAAAGCAGCCACGGAGCUCCACGCUCUUCUUCGGCCUUUCUUGCUCCGGAGGGUGAAAGCGGAAGUGGCGGCCGAUCUCCCACAGAAGGCAGAGCUGGUCCUGUACCACGGCAUGUCGGCGGUGCAGAGGAAGCUGUAUAAGGCGAUCUUGAUGAAGGACCUGGGUGCAUUUGAAAAUGACACGGGGAAGAAAACGAAGCUCCAGAAUAUCUUGAUUCAGCUCCGGAAAUGUGUCGCCCACCCGUACCUGUUUGACGGGGUUGAACCGGAGCCCUUUGUCAUUGGGGACCAUCUCGUGGACGUCAGUGGGAAACUGAGCUUAUUGGACAAGCUUCUCUCGUUCCUCCAUACUGGGGGCCAUCGGGUGUUGCUGUUUUCCCAGAUGACUCGAAUGCUGGACAUUCUACAGGACUACAUGGAUUAUAGAGGAUACAGCUAUGAGCGUCUGGAUGGGUCCGUCCGCGGUGAAGAGAGACACCUUGCCGUUAAGAACUUUGGGGCACAACCCAUCUUCAUCUUCCUUCUAAGCACCCGGGCAGGUGGAGUCGGCAUGAAUCUCACGGCAGCAGACACCGUUGUCUUUGUGGACAGUGACUUCAACCCGCAAAAUGACUUGCAGGCAUCCGCCAGAGCCCACCGGAUUGGCCAAGACAAGCCUGUGAAAAUAAUCCGCUUGAUCGGAAGAGACACGGUCGAAGAAAUAAUCUUCCGACGGGCCGUCUCGAAGCUGCAGCUCACCAGCGCUGUCAUCGAAGGGGGCCAGUUCGCACUCGGAGCCCAGAAGACACAGGGGGCGGCUGAGGAGCAGCUGAGUGAAAUUCUAAAAUUUGGUUUGGAUCGACUGUUGUCCUUGGACGGAAGCCCCCUCUGUGAGGUGGACCUGGGAUGCGUCCUUGGGGAAACCAGAGGAGGGGAAUGGGUCAUGGAUCCUGUGCUUCCACCCGCAGAGGGAGACGAAGACCAACAACCCGAAAGAAAAAGCCACAUGUACCUGUAUGAAGGCAAAGACUACUCCAAGGACCCCAGCCGAGAGGAUCAGAAGGCCUUCGAACAGCUGUUAGACCUGCAGAAAGUCCUUGAAGAAGAAGGAAGAGCCCUCCGAAAGAAGGCAAAUAUUCUCGCCACGGGCAUGCCAGCAGGACCCAGUAAGAAAAAGCGUAAGCUGAGUCCAGAAGAGCUGGAAGCCCGGCGGAGAAAACUGCAGGAGGCAGUGGCAAAGAAGGCCCAGCUGAAGGAAGAAAAAAGGCGGAAGAAGGCAGAAGCUGAACGCCAGGAGAAGACGGCCUGGUGGGAAGCAAAUCAGUACCGAUCCUGCUGCCUUGAGUCGGAGGAGAGCAGCGAGGAGGAAGGGGAGGGGCAGAGGCCAGAGGUGGACUUGGACUACGCAGAUCCGGAACUGAGCGCCAUUCAGUACGUCAUGGGCGAUGUCACCCACCCCAGAGCAGGAGAAGAGGACGCCAUCGUCAUACACUGUGUCGACGACUCCGGCCGUUGGGGAAGAGGAGGUUUAUUCACAGCUCUGGAGAAUCGCUCUGACCAGCCGAGGAAAGUGUAUGAGCUAGCCGGAAAGAUGGACGACUUGACAUUGGGAGGAGCGCUUUUAUUCCCUAUCGAUGACAAAGAAUCAAGAAACAAAGGCCAGGACUUGCUGGCUCUCGUCGUAGCUCAGCACCGGGACCAUUCCAACAAUUUGUCUGGGAUUAAGCUCUCUGAAUUGGAAACGGGAUUGAAGAAACUGUAUCGGGCAGCCAAGAAAAGGGGUGCAAGCGUCCACCUUCCUCGCAUCGGCUACGCCACCAAAGGCUUUAAUUGGUAUGGAACAGAGCGUCUCAUUCGAAAAUACUUGGCCAGCAGAGGAAUCCCGACCUUUGUCUACUACUUCCCUCGGAAUAAAGCAUCAACAUCGUCACAAGCCUUCACAUCUUCGGCACCAAGUCCGUCGCCCUGA
Messenger RNA from Euleptes europaea (tarantolino), 2528 nucleotides. It is a transcript of the gene CHD1L, whose product is annotated as chromodomain helicase DNA binding protein 1 like. Gene Ontology annotation, biological process: chromatin remodeling; DNA repair. NCBI's taxonomy places the organism in Eukaryota, Metazoa, Chordata, Lepidosauria, Squamata, Sphaerodactylidae. The coding region runs from base 69 to 2528 and encodes 819 amino acids. The transcript has 23 exons. The record is from RefSeq and is a predicted model, not a curated record. Gene Ontology annotation, molecular function: DNA helicase activity; ATP-dependent chromatin remodeler activity; ATP binding. Gene Ontology annotation, cellular component: nucleus.